Messenger RNA from Serendipita indica DSM 11827, 723 nucleotides. The record is from the annotation of a GenBank genome assembly. NCBI's taxonomy places the organism in Eukaryota, Fungi, Basidiomycota, Agaricomycetes, Sebacinales, Serendipitaceae.
AUGUCCGUCAACGAUGUACCCUCGUCGCAGACUGCGCCUGCGAGUUUGCCUGCAAAUGUGAUUACGCUCAAGCAGACGGCGCAGCUCGAGGCGCUUUAUACGAUUAUCCGCGACAAGACGACGAGUCGGGGUGAUUUCAUCUUUUAUUCGGAUCGCAUCAUUCGCUUGCUGACGCUUCUAGUUGAAAGCGCGCUGUGGCUCUUUAAUAUGGUUGAAGAAGGAUUGAACCAUUUGCCCAUCGUGCCCAAGACGGUUAUGACGCCCACGGGCGUCGAGUACAAUGGCGUUGGAUUCGAGGGUCGGAUAUGCGGUGUGAGCAUCUUGAGAGCUGGAGAGGCCAUGGAAGCUGGGCUCCGAGAGGUUUGUAGAAGUGUACGAAUCGGAAAGAUUUUGAUUCAACGUGAUGAGCAAACGGCGCUCCCAAAGUUGUUCUUUUCCAAGCUUCCAGACGAUAUUGCAACGCGCUACGUGCUUCUCCUGGAUCCGAUGCUAGCGACAGGCGGCUCUGCGAAGAAAGCCGUCGAGGUCCUCAAAGAGGCGGGAGUCGCCGAGGAUAGAAUCAUCUUUAUCAAUCUUAUUUCUUCGCCAGAGGGUCUCAAGACAUUUUGUAGCAGCUUCCCGCUAUGUCGAGUGAUUACAGGGUGGGUCGAUAAAGGUUUAAACGACAAGAAGUACAUCAUCCCCGGUUUGGGAGAUUUUGGAGAACGACGAUACACGGCUUAG